Molecule: messenger RNA, 657 nt
Organism: Suillus clintonianus
Lineage: Eukaryota; Fungi; Basidiomycota; Agaricomycetes; Boletales; Suillaceae
Exons: 3
Coding region: 1-657 (218 amino acids)
Source: RefSeq, a predicted model, not a curated record
AUGUUUGGAUCUUACCUAUUCACCGUCCCUCACCAGUCGGACACUGGGUACUCUGCGCAAUAUAUAUCCCAACUAAAGAGCUCCACCUCUUUGACAGCCUGGCUGAACGACGGCCGUGGAAAAAUGAUGUCGAAUGCCGCCCUGCAAGAGGGCUUCGUAGAACUGGAACGUGUCAUCAAUGACCUCGCCCGCAACACGUCAAUCCCCUCCCCCCAAAUUAUUUCAUUGUGGAACAAGAGUCACGCACGCACUGUCAACAACGUGAACCACUGGAACGCAUACACCAAUUACUUCAAAAAUAACCUCAAGCAGGAGCUUAGCAGGCUCGGAGACAAGGCCCCAGAGGCUCCCAGCACACCAAGUGACGUGCGCCGCAAGUGCUACGAUGCUUUCAAAAAAUCAUUCCCAAACGACUGGCAGGAUAUUCUCGAGAUUUAUGGUGAGACUGCGUUAUUCCUCGGUGGACCUCAGACAGUUUCCACACGGGGACAGGAGUUCCAAAAAUUUACGAAGAAGCUCUCUGGAUUAAUGGACACCGGAGCGGCCCGUUUCGGCUUCGAGGCUGCACUUGUAGCCUGCGGCAAAGUCGUCAAUCAAGACGGUUCUUUGGGCAUGGCCCAUACAACAUCUGGAGCUGGCGACGUAAGUGUUUUUUAA